UGCUCUUCCUGCUGCUGAUACCGGUGUGUCUGGCAGAAAGUCUCUGAGAAAGAGGCAGAAAUCGACGCAGCGGCCAGGGUCUCAUUGGGGGGCAGCAUUUUCACAGGGAAAAACGAAGCGUGGAGACGCUGGAACCUGCGUACACGGUCACUCACAUGCUGCAAGUGAAACAUUCAACCAAAUCCUGAGCUUUUUUUGAAACAACGAUUGAGUUGAGAACUGAGUGAUUUCUUUUUUUCUAGGAAUGGUGAACACUGGAGGGAAAAACUUUUGGAGGGUAAAUCACCCUUCCAGCAGGACUUAUCUCGGAGUUUUCACAUUUUUCUUUAUUUUUUCUCUCUAUUUGCCGGUGGAGGUUUGUGUGAGAACAAAAUGAGCUGUUUCCAAAAUUAGUUUUUGAAAAGUGAGGGCAGUUUGUGACCAUAAAGAUCAUUUUCUGGAUCAUAUCCAAGCAGGUGGAUUACGACUGCAUCGUUUCCUAGAUUUCUCUGCUAACUGGUAAAGGAGAAAAUAUAAAGCUGAAACACACACGCGGUUGCUGGAUUUAUGCCAGUCGGAGAGGUAGAAGGUCUGGUUCAAUCUUCUCCUCUAUGAUGUGGAUUACAGAUGGGCUUUGUGAUCUUUCAGCUCAGUCUCAUGGAUGAUCGCUCGCUGCCAGUUAUUAGGAUAAGGCACAAAGAGGGACACAAGUGGCUCCGGCACAAGCCAAGAAUGAAUGAAGUGAUCUGUGUGAAUCCUAUUAUUGCUUCCUGGAUCCUGGCCAAGGCAGAAGAAAUGGAGGGGAGCACCUCUGUCUAGCAGCACGAUCUGAUCUGCCUCCUCUCUGGACAAACCGAGGACACUUCUGCAUCCCAUUACAGUACAACUCCCCUACUGCUCCUCCUUGUUUACAGCGGGCAAGUAUGGUACCGCCACCUCCCACCAACAAGCCCCACGUCUGUCUGUCCACCAUCCUCAUCAUGAGCAGCAUGGCACUGAUUGAUGCCUACCUGGUGGAGCAGAACCACGGACCACGCAAGAUUGGCAUCUGCAUCAUGGUGAUGGUGGGAGACAUCUGCUUCCUGAUUGUCCUGCGUUACGUAGCGGUGUGGGUGGGCGCCGAGGUUCGCACGGCCAAGAGAGGCUACGCCAUGAUCCUGUGGUUUCUUUACAUCUUCGUCCUGGAGAUCAAGGUCUACUUUGUGUAUCAAAACUACAAGGCGGACAGAAAAAGCUUGGACGCUCUUGCAAGGAAGGCACUGACGUUGUUGCUGUCCAUAUGCAUCCCAGUGCUCUUUGUAGUGCUGGUGGCUAUCGACCACAUGGAGUACGUACGGGCCUUCAAAAAGCGCGAGGAGAUUCGAAACCGUCUCUUCUGGGUGGUGGUGGACCUGCUUGACAUACUGGACAUCCAGGCGAACCUGUGGGAGCCUCAGAAAAAGGGCCUCCCUCUGUGGGCCGAAGGCCUGAUGUUCUUCUACUGCUACAUUCUUCUGCUUGUGUUGCCGUGCGUGUCCUUAAGUGAGAUCAGCAUGCAGGGCAUCAACAUCGUGCCCCACAAGAUGCUCCUCUACCCCAUCCUCAGCUUGGUGACCAUCAACAUCAUCACGCUGUUCAUCCGUGGUGGAAACAUGAUUCUGUACAAAGAUGCCAGAGUCUCUGGGAUCCUGAUAGGAAAGAACAUCCUGGCCAUCCUCCUAAAGACCUGCAGCUUUGUUCAGUACAGGAGACAGUUGCAAAACGCUCCUCCCGCAUUUGGGGUCGAGCUACAGAAAAACUCGGUGGCCCACGCUCGCCCUGUCCCCACUCCACCCCAAGUGGUCAUGCAGGACCAGACGCCCCUUCCUGAGGUGACGACAUGUGAACACACAUGACAGAACGAUGAGCUUGGACGUUGAAGUGAUGUCAACAUAGACGUGACCUCCAGGGGGCUGCCAAGGCACAAUCUCCCCAGGGUCCCUCCUGGGGAUGUGACUGCUUAUAUGGACACAAAGGAGACGUCUUUCUUUACUGCUCAAUGGCACACGGGACACUGCAGACACUUAGCACUGACGUAGUAGCGCUGUAUUCAAAGCUGUCAUGGUGCGAAACACGGUAUUGUCAGGUUUGUCAAAGCAUUUCUCCAAGUGAACUGAGAGGAGGAAACUGUAUAUUUUUUUGUAUUUGAAGAAAAGAAAAAAAAGUGAUUACUGUAAGAUUAGAGGAUAUAUUUUUGAAGUAUGUGUUCUUCUCAUCUUAAACUUAAGAGUCUGUGUGCUUUGGUGUGUAUUUCUGUUGCUCGAAUGUUCUUAGUACUUGGAAGCUUUAACGUCACAGUCAGACAGGUGUAACAAUGAGAGAGUCACAAUGAUAAGAAUGAAAACAGUAGUUAGAGCUUUCUCCUGAAAGAUGUGUGUUUUUAUAUGUGACUAUUUGAUAAAGUAUUGUGAACAAGACAAAGGCGUUGUUGUUCUUUCACUGGCUGAAAGCAUGUUUAUAAUUAAAUCAAUUUAAAGGGGUGUUACCAGGUACGGUUUAUAUUCCAAUGAAUCCAGACAGCAGAGAGUCUCUAAUUAAUCUCGGUUUAAAAAAGAGAAGA
Molecule: messenger RNA, 2557 nt
Organism: Cynoglossus semilaevis (tongue sole)
Lineage: Eukaryota; Metazoa; Chordata; Actinopteri; Pleuronectiformes; Cynoglossidae
Product: transmembrane protein 121
Exons: 2
Coding region: 903-1853 (316 amino acids)
Source: RefSeq, a predicted model, not a curated record